AUGGCUCGGCGGAUGGAGUUUCAUAAGAGGCAGCAGCAUGCUGGGGAGUCUGUAUCUGCAUUUCUGGCUGAACUGCGGAAGCUCGCUCAGCACUGCGACUUCCAAAAUCUGGAAGAGACUCUCCUGGAUCGGUUUAUCGGUGGUCUGAGCAGCAAGAAGGCCAGAAGACGCAUCGUGGCUAAAGAAGAGGUUACCCUUGCUUCAGCCUUGAAGGAGGCCACCGCCACGGAGAAUUAUGAAAGAGAGGAGCUUGAUGCCAGUCGCAAGGCCCCUAAGCCACAGAUAGAAGUUGCGCAUGCCAUGGACGAGCUAGAGGCUACUCCGAGCCAGAGCCCAGUCCGUGGGGUCGAGUCA
Molecule: messenger RNA, 354 nt
Organism: Podarcis lilfordi (Lilford's wall lizard)
Lineage: Eukaryota; Metazoa; Chordata; Lepidosauria; Squamata; Lacertidae
Source: the annotation of a GenBank genome assembly